Bursaphelenchus okinawaensis is the source of this 1897-nucleotide messenger RNA. The record is from the annotation of a GenBank genome assembly. NCBI's taxonomy places the organism in Eukaryota, Metazoa, Nematoda, Chromadorea, Rhabditida, Aphelenchoididae.
AUGUGCUUAAAAGCAGUUCGAAAUUGCAUCCGAUUGGGUUGUUUUGAGACCUUAUUCUGGAAGAACCAUCAUCACCUACCUCAAGAUGGCGCUCCAAGAAAGCCUGGCAUCCUAGAACAGUGUUGUAUUGGUGCUCAUAGGCUUAAUCAUGUAAGUCAAGCAGGGACGUCAAUUUUUGAAAAAUCGAUCCACAGGUCCCUCCCUACCUGUGGACGAAAAAUUUUUUUUCGACCUCCCCUUCCCCCAGAGAAAAUCCGUAGCGACGUCCCUGAAGUCAAGCUAUGAAAUGAUCUUAUGAUUGGCGUUUUUUAACUUAUGACAUUAUCUCAGAAAUGGCAUUUUAAACUUUUAAAAUUUUUUUGUGAAUUAGUCUUCAUUAUGAAACUUUUUAAUUUUUAGCGUUUGACUUUCAUUUUUGCUAUAAUUGGAAUAAUAUUCGCCAUUUUCUACACAUGCCUCUUCCUGCACCUCAAUCUACCAUGGUUUGUUGUGAUACUACCUAUCAUAGAGCUGAUCUCUUCGAUUCUUGUCCUAAUUGGCAAUAUGGAAACAAGACCCUGGAUGUAUUGGCCUCAUUUUGUUUGGAAUGUAAGGAUUCUAGCCAUGAUAAUUUGCUUUAGGCUUGCCCUAACUCUGCUCUAGCCUUGUCUUAGUCUUGCUCUAGCCUUGCCUUAGUCUUGCUCUAGCAUUGCCUUGGCCUUGCCUUAGCCUUGCCCUAGUCUUGUCUUAGACUUGCUCUAGUCUUGCUUCUAGCCUUGUCCUAAUCUCACCCUUGCUCUAGCUACGCCCUAUCGUUGCCCGAGCCUUGUCCUAGCCUUGCUUAGCUUUGCCACCCUUCUCUAGCUUUGUUCUAGCUGUGUUCUAUUCUAGUCUUAGUCUUAGCGUUGCCGUAGUUUUGCCCUAGUUUUACAUUAGCCUUGCUUUAGCUUUGCCGUAGCUUCACUCGGGCCCUAGCUUUGUUCUGGCUUGGAUUUAUUCUUUAACUAGCCUUGCUUUGCUCUAGUUUUGCUUUAGCUUUGCUUUUGCCUUACCCUAGCAUUCCUUUAGCUUUAGCUUUUUCUCAGCCUAGCCUUGUUUUUGCCCUGACUUAGCCGUGCUUUAGCUUUGUCCUAGCCUUGCUCUAGAGUUGCCUCAAUAUUGUUUAGCUUUGCCAUAGCUUAGCCUUAAAUAUUUUAUUCUUUCAGUUCUUCCUGGUAGUUCUCUUCCUCCUUCUCUGUGUCGUAUUCCUUCUCGGUGGACUAGCCUACGCUCGUCGAGACGACUAUGCCGAGAAAGAAGCGGUUGGAAUAUUCCCUGAGGCUUCACGAGCCGAAAUCUACAUAUAUGGCCUGUUAAUCAUCUUGGGUCUAUUCUUCCACGCUGUACUCGCUGCUGUAUAUGUGGCAUUUUCAUAUCGUGACUAUAUCUACAUGAGGGAUUACUUGGUAAAUCAACGAUAUAACAAAGAAGAUGGCAAGGUGUACCCUGCUAUGAGACCGUUAGAAAUUGUGACGCAGAAGGGGUAUUAUCCACAGAAUUUGACGCAGGAUACUAUGAGUUGUAAGUUGUUUUUAUUUAGGGCUUGUAAAGAAAGUUAUUGCCAUUUUAUGUUUUGUAAAGAAAGUUAUUGCCAGAACAUUACAAAUUUCAUUUUUGAACCUAUGUGCUAUCAUACCCACAUCUAAUUUCAGCCUCAUACGACGUAUAUACCCCUCCACUGACGGUAGAAGAUCGCCAGAAGAUAGAAGAAGGACAUCAUGUAUAUUAUGUCCCAAUCAAAAUUGAGAGAGGCGAUUCUCAUGGAAAGUCUUUUGUCGAUGCAUUAACCAGAAAAGAAACUUUGAGCGACAAAUUCGUUAAAAAUACAGUACUACAUCCGGCUAGCGAAAUCUCUAAACCUCAUCAGCAAAAAUUUUAG